Molecule: messenger RNA, 1595 nt
Organism: Juglans regia (Persian walnut)
Lineage: Eukaryota; Viridiplantae; Streptophyta; Magnoliopsida; Fagales; Juglandaceae
Exons: 2
Coding region: 523-1500 (325 amino acids)
Source: RefSeq, a predicted model, not a curated record
AGCAUACCACUUGCCCCUCUCUCUCUCUCUCUCCCCCUCUGUACUUCAAAUGGGUGGAGAAAAAGGAAGGAAUUGGAAGGGGAGGUCAUGGUCUUGGCUCAUGGUCAUGGUCUUACUCAGUGUCUGAUCUUCUUCUCCUCUGAACUAAAAUUUUCAUCUUUCUUUUUUUAUAAGAAAAAUCUGAGGCUUUAUUUAUGUGUGUGUGUGUGUUUAUUUUUCCUUUUUCUUUCUGCCCAUUAAAUAAUGAAAAUGGCAUAUUACCAAUCAUCCAUUCCCCUCUAUAGGAAACACCCAUCAUUGCUCCCAACAAUCCUUUUCAACCUUAGAAACCUGAGCUGCUUCUUCUAAGAUAUUCCCUCCCUCCCAGUUCUUUCUAUUGUUUCUCCUACUGCCUUAUGCUUUCCAUUCACAAUUUAUAUACCUCUCUUUGUAACCUUUUUUAUUCCUCCCCUCCCUUCCUCUCUCACUUCUACCAUCCCCUCCCCCUUUUUUUCCCUUUUUUUCGUCUUUCCCCACCACAAAAUGGAUCCUUCUUCUACCAACUCUGUCAAUGGGUUCUACUCCUUCCUCACGCGUGGGAUCGAUGAUCUCGAGCGCGUCUACCUCUCCAACAAUUUCAUGUCGAUCCAAUUCCUUCAAAGGGUACUUUCACUUCUCCGAUCCUUCCACUCCCAGCUGACACUCCUCGUCCAGAAGCUCCAUUUGCCUGUGGGUGAGAAGUGGCUCGAUGAGUACAUGGACGAGAGCUCCAAGCUCUGGGAAGUCUGCCAUGUCCUCAAGUCUGGCAUAUCCGGUAUGGAAAACUACUACUCUGCCGGCCUCAACAUAACUUCUUCCCUCGACAAUCAUCGUCAUCUAAGCCCACAACUUACUCGCCAGGUCAUUCGCACGAUCUCUGGGUGCCGCAGAGAAGCUCUGGGAUUGGAGGAAGAGAACAGAGCCUUAAUGGAAACAAGAAUCCAACCGCUGUCGUUGCGGUUCGACGAGAAGGUCUCCAUCGAGUCGAAGCUAAACGGGUUCAACGGUUUCAGGGGAGUUCUCUACGCAAUGAGGAACGUGAGCUCGCUGCUGCUCAUGAUCUUGCUAUGCGGAUUGGUGUACUGCUGGCCCGAGUCGAAUUCUCUCCGGGGAGGAUACGAGGGGUGCUUGUGCUUCGGAUCGGGGUUCAUGAUAUCGACGGCGAGGCUGCAACAGAGGGUAGCGGCGGAGAUCAACCAGAUGGGCGGGAGGCCUGGGAUUCUGCUGUACGAGUUCCGGAGAUCGAAGGUGGCGAUGGAGGAGCUGAGAGGGGAAUUGGAGAGGAGGGGCGGUUCGUCGUCGCAGUCACAGGUGGUGGAGUCGGAAACAGAGGUUGGAAUUAGGGAGAGAGUGGAGAAUUUGAGAGGAUGUUUUGGGUCGUUGAGAUCUGGUGCUGACAACAUUGUUGGGCAGCUUGAUGAUUUCUUUGAUGAAAUUGUUGAAGGCAGGAAGAAGCUUUUGGACUUUUGCAGUCUUAGGUAGAGUCAGGGAGAGAGUUUCUGUAGAAAACUCAAAAAAUGUGGAUGAAUGGGUUGGUUGUAUGGAAAUUGGAAAUUGCAAAAUACCACUCUUACUUA